AUGGAUGCGCGGCGGCAAGAUGCUCUCAAGCAGUACCGCGAGAAAAUGCGCCAACAUGAAGCGAGCAGUCAGAGCUUGAAGAACCUGAGAUUCUCUCUGAAGGAUCUUGAGAAAGCAUAUGAGAAGACAGAGGAUGAUAUCAAGGCCGUGCAGUCGGUUGGACAGAUCAUCGGGGAGGUCAUGAAGCAGCUAGACGACGAACGAUUUAUCGUGAAGGCGUCGUCAGGUCCCCGCUACGUUGUGUCCUACAGACCAACACUGCCGGCAGCGAAGCUGCAGAACGGCACCCGUGUUAGCUUGGACAUGACCACCCUUACCAUCAUGCGUAUCCUACCUCGUGAAGUCGACCCAUUAGUAUACAAGAUGAGUCUCGAGGAUCCGGGAGGUGCCUCGUUCGCCGGCAUUGGCGGUCUCGGCGAUCAGAUUCGGGAGUUGCGAGAGGUUAUCGAGUUACCGCUACAGAACCCCGAGCUUUUCCAACGGGUGGGCAUCAAGCCACCAAAGGGUGUCCUACUCUAUGGCCCACCCGGUACUGGCAAGACACUGCUUGCCCGUGCUGUCGCCGCCACCAUGCAGACGAACUUCCUGAAGGUCGUCUCUUCCGCAAUCGUCGACAAGUAUAUUGGCGAGUCAGCGAGGGUGGUGCGCGAGAUGUUCGGGUAUGCAAAAGAGCACGAGCCCUGUGUUAUCUUCAUGGAUGAGAUUGACGCGAUUGGUGGGCGACGGUUUUCGGAAGGGACAAGUGCUGAUCGGGAGAUUCAGCGAACGCUCAUGGAGCUACUCAACCAAAUGGAUGGCUUCGACACUCUUGGCCGAACGAAGUUAAUUAUGGCCACCAACCGACCAGAUACACUUGACCCCGCACUCCUCCGACCCGGACGAUUGGACCGCAAGAUUGAGGUACCAUUACCGAACGAGCAGUCGCGGCUAGAGAUUCUCAAGAUCCACGCUGCGCCCGUGAACAAAAGCGGCGAGAUCGAUUAUGAGGCGGUCGUUAAGCUGUCGGACGGGUUCAACGGCGCCGAUCUACGGAAUGUGGUUACGGAAGCCGGCAUGUUUGCAAUCCGGGAUGACCGUGAGUUCAUGACGCAGGAAGACUUCAUGAAGGCUGUGCGGAAGGUGGGCGAAGCCAAGAAGCAUGAGAGUAAACUGGAGUACUCGGCAUGA
Messenger RNA from Postia placenta MAD-698-R-SB12, 1167 nucleotides. RefSeq lists its product as hypothetical. The coding region runs from base 1 to 1167 and encodes 388 amino acids. The transcript has 9 exons. Gene Ontology annotation, biological process: positive regulation of RNA polymerase II transcription preinitiation complex assembly. The record is from RefSeq and is a predicted model, not a curated record. NCBI's taxonomy places the organism in Eukaryota, Fungi, Basidiomycota, Agaricomycetes, Polyporales, Adustoporiaceae. Gene Ontology annotation, cellular component: proteasome regulatory particle, base subcomplex; cytosolic proteasome complex. Gene Ontology annotation, molecular function: proteasome-activating activity; ATP hydrolysis activity; ATP binding.